AGGACGGCCAUUGCUGGCACCGCAAUAUAUCACCAUGCAAAAAGUUAUUCAGAGAACGGCACAGGCCCGGAACCAGGCCACGCGCAAGGCCAUCCGGGCGGCCAAAGCUGCCGAACGCGAAGAGCUCAAGGACACUCUUCGGCAGCGAUUCGCCUACAAGCGCCUGGAGCUCGACAACCUACGCGAGGAGAAACUCCGUCGCCGUGAAGACUGGAUGCGUGGACCUCUGGCCCCCCAGCGUGAUGCCGCUCUCGCAGGAAGCAGGUUCGGUGCCCUGACUCCGCAGGCAUUGAACCCUCCGAACAUUCCCAAGCAUCUCCGACGAAAAUACAUCAACAUCGCGGCGGGGGAUCGGGUAUGUAUCAUGAAGGGCAAGGAUAAGGGCAAGAUCAACGAGGUCAUCAAGGUGGAUGAGAAUAACGAGACAGUGACGGUGAAGGACCUCAAUAUGGCCGAUGUCUACUUCCCCGAGUGGUUGACCCAAAAUUACGGAGAAAAAUCGCCCUUCCAGUCGGUCAGCAUCCCCUUACCCUUGGACGAUGUCCGUCUCGUGGUCGCUCUCGACGACCCAACCACCGGCCAAACGCGAGAUGUCUUGGUACAACAUGUUUACGGCGGAGAACCCAUCCUUGAACGCGGCUAUGGAGUCGAGACCCCCAGACACACCAGGUAUAUUGCUGGCGAAGACAUUGAGAUCCCGUGGCCCAAGCCCGAACCUCCGGCGCCAAAGGACGAAGAAUGGGAUACCCUCCGCAUGGAAGUCGAGACGCCAACCUGGCUGCCAUCACUCAGAUAUGCGCCUUUCCCCGCGUCGGUCAUAGAUGAACUUCGCAACCCUUAUUCCAAAUACCGAACUAGGCACGAACCGGAAUGGGUGGAGAAGAAGAGGAUGGAAGACUACAAGCGCGAAUAUCUUGAAAGCCAAUCUUUGUUGACCCCCAAGGGCGAAGCCCACCGGUUGAGGAUCGCCGCGGCGCAGGAGCGCCGUAACGCUAAGCGGGAUGCUGAUGGAAACUACAUAAUGGACUCGAAGACACAUGGAUUCAUUGAGAAUUUCUUGAAGAGCAAGGUUGCCACCAAGAUCGCCUGAUCUGUCUGGUGGUAAUGUGUUAUGCAUCGGCUGUCGGUCACUGACGAGGGAAUGGCGGCUUUUCUUUGGGGUCAAACCCUUUUUGUAAUUUCGCGCGAUUUUUUAUUUUUUAUCCACAAUGGGUGUGUGUAUACAAUAGUUCUGCUUGUAGCAUAGAAUAUGACUUUUAUUCAAAU
Molecule: messenger RNA, 1266 nt
Organism: Aspergillus homomorphus CBS 101889
Lineage: Eukaryota; Fungi; Ascomycota; Eurotiomycetes; Eurotiales; Aspergillaceae
Product: mitochondrial 54S ribosomal protein uL24m
Exons: 2
Coding region: 35-1090 (351 amino acids)
Biological process (GO): translation
Cellular component (GO): ribosome; mitochondrion
Molecular function (GO): structural constituent of ribosome; RNA binding
Source: RefSeq, a predicted model, not a curated record